AUCUCCGACGUCCAUACACAUGUGCCGGGGCUUGGGGCUUCCACCACCGACAAUCACAACCCAAGUGGGAGAAGGUAGCAGGAUGAUGUAACCGGCACAUUUGAGAAUGGCGCGUUCCUACUAUACCGGUCCCUCCAGUAACAUGCCCUUAUGUGGUUAUGACGCAACAGUAUUUUGUGUGGAGAGUUUAAGGAAAUUGACAUCAUAGACCGACCUUGACCACAAUCUGAACUUAUAUCUGACGGCUCCGAGUUGCUUGGAGCACAAACCCAUCCACGAACAGCAUUCGGCAUCAAACAACAUCAAGUGCACGACAGACCAAUCUGAGCCACUCGCAGUACAAGUCAAAACACCUCUCACCAUGUCUGCCAACCCCGAUUCAGUUGUCAACCAAGGGCAGUUUCACUCGAGCGUGCCGCCAGCACAGCCGCUAACCACCUCUGGACAUCAACUGGGCCAGCAAGUCGGCAACGAAGCCGUCCCCGAGUUCCGCGCCAAGACAUUCCCUCCCGGGACCGCGCCCAAGGAAAGCACAUACAAACCCAACCCGAUCCACGAGACCCCGGGACAGGCCAUGAACCCGGAUGUAGACGAGUCCGGACGGACGGGCGCGUUGGACAUGCCAGGCGCCACCAGUGGCGAAGUGCACAGCCAGUCGACAUUCGCGCGGCCGAUGGAGGGCCAGACGGGCAAAGAGCUGAACGACAGCAAGAUGCACGCCGGCAAACGCAAAAAGGAGCGCAGCGGCUUGGAGGGCGUGGGCGCCACGGCUACCACGUCGGACGAGACGGUUGAGGGCCGGGCGCGCGCCCUGGGCGCGGACCUGCCCGAGGGCGUGGAGCGCGGUAUCAGGGGCAAAGGGCCCGGAGCAGAGGAGACCAAUCCGGCGUCUGCGGCGGAGGUGGCGGCGGAGAAGAGCCGGAAGUAAUUGAAACCGGAUGGAAAAGGGGUUGCACUGUACGACCAGUCCGGGGCCAUC
Messenger RNA from Chaetomium strumarium, 979 nucleotides. RefSeq lists its product as uncharacterized. The transcript is spliced from 2 exons. The record is from RefSeq and is a predicted model, not a curated record. The coding region runs from base 362 to 928 and encodes 188 amino acids. NCBI's taxonomy places the organism in Eukaryota, Fungi, Ascomycota, Sordariomycetes, Sordariales, Chaetomiaceae.